UGUACACACAGAGCGGUCUGACAGUUCUGUCUCUGCUGAAUGAACUGUCCCGCUUACUGAUCACUUUUAUUUAUUUGUGCUUUUUUUGCGGAGGGGACAGCGGCAGGAUGAGGGUGGUCGCGCUCAUAAGUGGGGGCAAGGACAGCUGCUACAACAUGAUGCAGUGCGCGGAGGCCGGACAUCAGCUGGUGGCUCUGGCCAACCUGCGCCCCCAAAACACAGACGAGUUGGACAGUUACAUGUACCAGACGGUGGGACAUCAGGCCAUAGAGCUGUACGCAGAGGCCAUGGACCUGCCUCUGUACCGCCGCACCAUCCAGGGCUCCAGCCUGGACACCGGCCGCGACUACAGCCACACCCCAGGGGACGAGGUGGAGGACCUGUAUGAACUGCUCCGACUGGUCCAGGAGAAGGAGCGCGUGGAGGCGGUGUCUGUCGGGGCCAUCCUGUCGGACUACCAGAGGGUCCGGGUGGAGAACGUAUGUACGCGGCUUGGCUUGCAGCCCCUGGCCUACCUGUGGAGGAGGGACCAGGGCGAGCUGCUGUCCCAGAUGGUAUCGGCUGACCUCCACGCCAUCCUCAUCAAAGUGGCAGCAGUGGGUUUGGAUCCAGAGAAGCACUUGGGGAAAUCUCUGGCCCAAAUGCAGCCGUAUCUCCACCAGCUCUCGAAGAAGUACGGCGUCCAUAUUUGCGGCGAGGGGGGCGAGUACGAGACCUUCACCCUGGACUGCCCGCUGUUUAGAAGGAGGAUCGUCAUUGACGAGAUGGAGACGGUGAUCCACUCGGCCGACGCCUUUGCUCCGGUCGGGUACCUGCGCUUCACCAAAAUGCACACGGAGGAUAAAGACGAGAACAGCGUGGCCAGCGUUUUGCCCCGUGGUGCUUGUCCUUGCCGGAGCUUCAUUGACAGGAUGACGGAGGAGGAGGAAUGCGCUGAUCAAGCCCAAGACGAGCCCCCGGAAUCUCCAUCAGCGGGUGACCCCAGCUGUCAGAGGGGCCGCGAUGUUUCUCCCUCCUGGUCCCAGAGGAGUCCCUCAGGGUUCCAGUGGGUUGGAGGCAUCAGUGGUCUCCAGUGUGACGAGCAGGACGUCCAGAAGCAAACAUCUGCCGCCUUCAGCCAACUGCAGAGUGAGCUGGAGAGUAAAGGCUGGCACAUGAGAGACAUAGUUCUGGUCCAUCUGUACGUGAAGAACAUGGAGGACUUCGCACAGAUCAACACUGUGUACAAGAAGCACUUUGGACUGAACCCACCAGCCAGAGUGUGUCUGCAGGCCCCUCUCCCGCCCGCUCAGCUGCUGCAGAUGGACUGUCUGCUCCACGCCUGGGCCCCGUCUCCAGCGGCUCCUGCGGUGGAGGACGAGGGCUGUGACCGGCGUCGAGAGGCCCUGCACGUCCAGAGCCUGUCCCACUGGGCCCCCGCCAACAUCGGGCCCUACAGCCAGGCCUACAGGGUGAACGAGGUCGUGUUCUGUGCGGGUCAGAUCGCCCUGGUCCCCUGCACCAUGGAGCUGCUCGGGGCUGGGACCAGAGCACAGGCCCGCCUCUGCUUCACUCACGUCGGGCAGGUCCUCCAGGCCGCGCUCCCCGGUCUGUCCCUGUGCCACGUCCUCCAGGCCCACUGCUACACCACCAGGCCCCGAGACGCUCAGCUCAUCAGGGAGGUGUGGAGCGACAUGCUGGAGGCUGCACGCGGAGACCAGGACAUUUCAGUUGGCCCUGACCCUGUCCCCUGCCCCCUGUCCGUCCUGGCCGUCCCUGCGCUACCCAGAGGCGCGUCGGUGGAACUGCACGUCACCGCGGUCCAGGACGAGCCCGACCAGAGGAGUUCCCGUCGCAGGACUACAAAGAUGGCGUCCGGAGGGUCCAUAGAGUGCCGCGGCGUGAGGUCUGCCGAUGGGAAACGCGGUUCUCUGAGCGUGUCCGUGUGCGGGGCGGGCGCAGAGGCGGCGGAGGUGGAGGACGCGCUGGAGAAGUUCGGAGGAGCCUUCAGAGGAGCGAUGGAGGAGAUGGGAGCAGAGCUGGUUCCUCUGUGCGCGAGAGUGUUCUACAGACCGGACAGUCCGCUGGCCAUGGAGAUACUGAAAGGACUUGAAGACACAUUGUCCACUAGUUUGGGACAGUCCUCUCCAGCGCUGUCCCCAGUCCCCGUCCUGGAGCUGAGUGAGUCCCGGGUCCUGCUCCUGUCCUGCUGGUUGUCCUCUUAGACCUGCUCCAGUCCACGUCUCCAAACAGGACGCUUUAACAUGGAACUAUGGGACAUUUUAGGAGAGAGGAAAACACAAAAGACUCUCAACUCACUGAUAAGACGAAAACUACUCAACAUGUUCCCAAACGGUUUAUACAUCUGCUGUAGGAUUAUGAAUUCUAUUAGAUCCAAGUUUUUACUUAGUUACGUAGAGAAGGUUUCAUCUGUGGUCAUCUGGGAGCUGAAACGUCUUGAUCACAAAAACAGUCGAGCAAUUACACCACACCUGGAAGAAUGAAGGACUACACAAUCUCUCUUUAUUUAGUCACAUUUAUGUUAUUGUUUGGGAUAGUCUUACAUAAAGGGGAAAAUAAAAUAAAAGAUUUUUGUAUGAAACAGUA
Boleophthalmus pectinirostris (great blue-spotted mudskipper) is the source of this 2586-nucleotide messenger RNA. RefSeq names its product diphthamine biosynthesis 6 (gene dph6). Gene Ontology annotation, molecular function: diphthine-ammonia ligase activity. The record is from RefSeq and is a predicted model, not a curated record. Gene Ontology annotation, biological process: protein histidyl modification to diphthamide. Lineage: Eukaryota; Metazoa; Chordata; Actinopteri; Gobiiformes; Gobiidae.